AUGACAUCAGCACAUACAGGUCGCACAACUUCGGAAUCUGCUAUCAACGAUUAUGAAAAAUUGCUUGAAACUGGAGAAAGAUCUGAUGUUAUUAUAUAUGCUGGAGAGAAUGAAGAAUUUCGUGCUCAUUUGUCUAUCUUAUGCGUUAGGUCCGAAUACUUUCGCGCAAAAACUGGGCUGAGAAAAAAGACGGAAUGCUUAUCUUUAAAAAACUAA
Molecule: messenger RNA, 216 nt
Organism: Rhizophagus irregularis DAOM 181602=DAOM 197198
Lineage: Eukaryota; Fungi; Glomeromycota; Glomeromycetes; Glomerales; Glomeraceae
Source: RefSeq, a predicted model, not a curated record